UUCAAGAGUGUUGAAAGUUGCAAAUGCCUAUGCACGGAACCUCUCUUUUAGUGCCUUCUGUUAAAGAGUUAGCAAAGCAGCCAAUGAUUGAAGUUCCAGAACGAUAUGUUCGUACUAAUCAAGAUCCACCUAUUCUAUCCAACACAACCUCUUUUCCACAUGUUCCUGUCAUUGAUUUACAUAAAUUGUUGUUUGAAGAUGCAACUGAGCUAGAGAACCUCGACCAUGCCUGCAAACAAUGGGGCUUCUUCCAGCUGAUUAAUCAUGGAGUUAACCACUCAGUGGUGGAAAAUAUGAAGAUAGGAGUUCAACAAUUCUUCAACCUUCCAAUGGAAGAGAAGAAGAAGCUUUGGCAAACAACAGAGGAUAUACAGGUGUUUGGUCAGUUGUUUGUUGUAUCUGAGGAACAAAAACUAGAAUGGGCAGACAUGUUCUAUGUUAACACAUUUCCAUUGCAUGUUAGGAAUCCCCACUUAAUUCCUAGUAUUGCCCAACCAUUCAGAGAAAAUCUAGAGGCAUAUUGUUUAGAAGUAAAAAACCUUUGCAUCACAAUCAUUGGCCUUAUGACAAAAGCUCUUAAGGUUGGAACUAAUGAAUUGUAGAGUUAUUUGAAGAUCCAAGUCAAGGAAUGAGGAUGAAUUACUACCCUCCAUGUCCACAACCCGAACGAGUCAUUGGAAUCAAUCCUCAUUCUGAUUCUGGUGCCCUUACCAUCCUUCUCCAAGUCAAUGAAAUGGAAGGUCUUCAAAUCAGAAAGGAUGGAAUGUGGAUUCCUGUUAAGCCCCUAUCU
Abrus precatorius (Indian licorice) is the source of this 790-nucleotide messenger RNA. RefSeq names its product protein SRG1-like. The transcript is spliced from 3 exons. The coding region runs from base 24 to 602 and encodes 192 amino acids. The record is from RefSeq and is a predicted model, not a curated record. Lineage: Eukaryota; Viridiplantae; Streptophyta; Magnoliopsida; Fabales; Fabaceae.